GGCUGAGACACGCCGCAGAGUUGUUGGGCUCUCACCAGAACCGCGCGCGCACUGAUACACGUGUAAAUAACGUCGCGCUCGGCCCCGAGUAACGAGCUGAGGUUCUGAUUUUACAUGGCUGCCUACAGGAGCAGUUCUUCAACACUAUAAGGACAAAUCAUUAUUUGUUCAGACUUUCCCUAAGUUUCAGAACAUGACCUAGAAAAAAAUGGCAGAUAACAUUGACUGGAUACAAAGCCAAAGGGGACUCUGUAAAGUGGAACAUUAUUUACCCGGACAUGAAAAUGAACAAAACUGGACAACUGAUUCAGCAAAACUUUUCAAACAAGCUGCAGCUGAUCCACUUAAAAUCUUGACUUGGCUCCGAAAAGACCUUGAAAGAUGUGCACUUGGAAUCCAGGAUGUGCUGAACUCUACUGGCAAACAAAAUGCUGAGGAAACUGCAAGGGAACCUUCCCUGGGUGGACACAGCCUCCAACCAGGCAAUGCACCCUCACCAGGUGGUUUUAGUGUCUAUGACAAGCAAUUAUGCAUGGACAUCAGAUCCAACAGUGGGUCACCAGAGUUUCAUUUGGAAAUGAAAAAUACCUUGAAUAAAAAGGAGCCAAAAGACACCGAAGGUGAACUUGCUUCUGCAGAGGCCCAGCAAGAUGGCGACAAGCUUUCUCUUUGUGUCAGUAGACUGUCUAACCUUGUCAUUUCAAUGGCACAUAAAGAGAUUAACGAGAAGUCAGAUGGUGCCGAUCAGUGCAUAAACAAGUCACUUUUUGCCACUUUUGGGGAACCAGGCCACAAGUCUAUUGGAGUAGGCACCGAGGAAGGCAAAAACAACCCAUCAGAGAAUUCAGAUCAAAUGAAUGUUAAUUUGAAGGAAACCAAGUAUGAAGACAAUUCAUCUUCCAAGAAGAAAACAUUAUUUUAUAAAGAAGUAAACCAACAAUCUUCCAAUAGAAAUGAGUUUUGUCAUGAAAGGGGCUCAUUGUUCAAUGACCAGAAACAAUGCCAUCAUAAAAAGCGCUUUGGCCAAGAUGAAUUUACGAAUACUCUAAGCAAAGGGAUACUGGUAUAUGCAAAUAAUGUGGUUUCAGACAUGAUGGUCACAGUUAUGAAGACCAUGAAAAUUCAAGCAAGUGACUCAAGCAUAGCUUGUAUGGUGCUGAAGAAGGUUUUACUGAAGCAUUCUAAAGAGGUUGUUUCAGACUUAAUAGACUCCUGCAUGAAAAAUUUACAUAAUAUCACAGGGACACUUAUGACCGACUCAGAUUUUGUUUCAGCAGUGAAGCGUACUCUGUUCAACCAAGGAAGUCACAAGGCUGCAGAAAUUGUACAAGCAAUGCUGAAUCAUUUGCAUAACACUUUAAUUGUGCAAAAACCAGCAGGUGAUAAGGCCCAGUCUCAAAGCCUUACGUACGCAUCUGUGAAGUCAGGCUUAGAAACAGCAGAUUCAAAGUCUCAGAACUUGAGGUUUGCAGCAACAAAAACUGAAACAGUGACCAAAGAAAAGGAAAAGACCUGUGCAGAAACAAUAGGUAACCACAUCAUUAAGCAGGGGCUUACUCUGUGGCAUGAAAAUAAAAACAAAUGCAACCUAUGUUCAAAAUUCCAACCUCCAACAAGCCAGGCCAGAAAUAAACCACAUGAAAACAUACCCUUUAGUUCAGAAAUUCAAGAUAUGCCUAAAAUCUCAGCAGACUCAUGGGCAAAAGACUUGAUUGUGACUGCCCUGUUGUUAAUACAAUAUCACUUAAUCCAACAGGAGAACACAGGCAAGGCUUUGGCUGAAGGCAGCAGUCCUAACAAAGCAGGUACCACUGCAUUUGGAUUCUUCUCUCAGCAGUCCCAGGACAAAGGUGGUGACAAGAAGUUCAGGCUAUCUUCAGCAAAUGAUCAAGAUCCAUCAGCCCAAGCUGAUGAAUCAGAUUCUGAGAAGUCAGAUCUUCAAAAGCAGAACCCUGAAAAUGGCAUGUCUAGUGCCAUCUUAACGCUAAUCCAGAAGUUAAUCAAUGAGUCUGGCUGCAAAUCAGAAGGACAGCCAGGAAAUUCAGCGAUGGAUGAACCGAACAGGGAUCCUGGCAAAAAUUCUGAGGGACAUGCCUCUUCUGUCCAUUCAGAAACUGAACAGUCCUGUGAGGAUGCUAUUUCUGGACUGACAAAAAUGAUUACCAAUCAGUUUGACCUAAGAGGAAAAGAGGGGAGCAGCGGACAAUUUAUUGAUAGCUUGGUUGAUACCGUCACAAAGUUGUGUCUUAUGAUAGCCAAAUAUAGCAACCCUGAGUCUGCUCUAGCAGAGAUAGGGAAUGGGGAAGAUGGCAUGGGAGGUAUGGAUUCUAGGAGUCCAGGGGCAGCUGAUGCUGCUUUGGGGUCAGGAGAAGACAGUGCUUCUGGUCGCAAAGUGAUAGUAAUGAAUCAGAAUCCCCCCGACAACAUACAUAAGAAACAGCUCUAUUCCAUCCUCCAGUGGGUGGCUGCCUCUCAGACAAAUGUGCCGGUAUUAUACUUCUUGGAUGAGGAUGAUGAGUUUCUGAAUAAGAUUCAGCAAUUGUCCUCAAUAGCCAUGGAGAAGGGAUAUAGUGUGGGGGAAAUUAUUCAGGCUGUGCUGAAGUAUGAGAAGGAGAAGCAGCUAGAAGAAGCCCUGGGAAACAUUACUCGAAUGCCAGUGCUGGACUGGCUGCUUAGUAACCUGUGAGCAGGGCCAUCUCUUCUCUCAACCACACCAGCAGCAACCAUCCCAGCUCCACUGGAUCAGGCUCACCUACCUAUCACUGAUUUGUAGGAGAUGCUUUUAUGUGUUAUACUGACUC
This is a messenger RNA of Alligator sinensis (Chinese alligator), 2801 nucleotides long. It is a transcript of the gene AKAP3, whose product is annotated as A-kinase anchoring protein 3. The record is from RefSeq and is a predicted model, not a curated record. Gene Ontology annotation, cellular component: cytoplasm; sperm principal piece. Lineage: Eukaryota; Metazoa; Chordata; Crocodylia; Alligatoridae. The transcript is spliced from 5 exons. Gene Ontology annotation, biological process: intracellular protein localization. Bases 209 to 2686 code for a protein of 825 amino acids. Gene Ontology annotation, molecular function: protein kinase A binding.